UCUUCUAUCGACUCGACGUCACGUAAAACUGAUAAAUCCCAACAACCCAUAAAGUCCAUUUUAAACUACAAGAAGUUUCUGGAUUUGUUUCGUUGGCAUUUCAUCAAACACUUUCUAAGCAAUCAUCUAUGAACGUAUAUUGAGCAAAAAAUCGAAGAGAAAUGGGCGAUGUAGCUGAUAAAAUAGCGUAUUUUCAAGCGAUAACAGGUGUAGAAGACGCCGAUUUAUGUACUGAAAUCCUCGCCGCACAUGGUUGGGAUCUCGAACUUGCGAUCUCUGUUUUCACCUCACAAAAUGACCAUUCUGCCCCUGAUAAUCCCGCCUUCGAACCCCCUACCACCUCCAAUCUUACGCCGCCGGUAGAAACAACUGGUCUAAUUGCCGGCGGUAACGGCGGAGCUGCUGCUGCCACCGGACCGCCGGGGAUAGCGUGGAAGAUUAUUACGCUUCCGUUUUCGAUUAUCUCCGGUGGUCUAGGGUUAAUUAGGUGCGGUAGGGUUGGUGUAUGGGCAGCAGGUGGUGUACUUUCGUAUUCGAUGAGAAUGAUAGGUCUGAAUUCGGGGCGUAAUGGUGAAUCCUCUUCGGCUUUGGUAUCUGUAUCUGCAGCAACAGCGGAGGCGAUGAGUUUCGUGGAUGGUUUUGAUAGGGAUUUUGGGAGUAUAAGGCCACAUUUUACUGCUGAAGGUUUUAUGGAUGCUUUACAGAGGUCUAAGCAUGAAUUUAAGCUGCUUUUCGUGUAUUUACAUUCGCCUGAACAUCCUGAUACGCCUAUCUUUUGUGAAAGGACUUUGUGUAAUGAAGCAUUAGUAGCGUUUAUUAACGAGAAUUUUGUUGCUUGGGGAGGGAGUAUUAGAGCUAGUGAAGGUUUUAAGAUGAGUAAUAGCUUGAAGGCGUCAAAGUUUCCUUUUUGUGCUGUUGUAAUGGCUGCGACGAACCAAAGGAUUGCUCUGCUUCAGCAGGUUGAGGGGCCAAAAUCUCCUGAAGAACUGCUAACUGCACUGCAAAGGGUGCUCGAGGAAAGUGCACCUGUGCUUGUUUCUGCCAGGCUUGAAGCAGAAGAAAGAAGAAAUAACAUCCGAUUAAGGGAGGAACAGGAUGCCGCUUAUCGUGCUGCAUUAGAGGCUGAUCAGGCUAGAGAGCGCCAGAGAAUAGAAGAGCAAGAGCGGCAGGAAAGAGAAGCUGCUGAAGCUGAAAGGAAAAGAAAGGAAGAAGAAGAGGCACGUGAAAGAGCAGCCCGUGAAGCUGCUGAAAGAGAAGCUGCAUUGGCUAAAUCGCGCGAGGAGAAAUUGCAGUCGCUGGGCCCUGAACCUGAAAAGGGUCCUGAUGUUACACAAGUUUUGGUUAGGUUUCCUACUGGUGAGCGCAAAGAGAGAAGAUUUCAAUGUAGUACUACUAUACAAUCUCUGUAUGACUAUGUUGAUUCUCUUGGAUGCCUGGAGGUUGAAAAGUACAGCCUCGUGUCCAACUUCCCUCGCACCGUCUAUGGCUCAGAGAAGCUCGCUCUGUCCCUUAAAGAUACUGGAUUACACCCUCAGGCCAGUCUUUUCGUUGAGUUGAACUCAUGAGAACGACUUGCUGAACGAUGGGAUGUCUUGAGCUUGAGAUAAUAACUUUUGUUGAAAAUGUUUGCAUGUCAACUAGAAUUGGGAAAUGAAUUCAAUAGAUGCACUUUUGU
Messenger RNA from Capsicum annuum, 1675 nucleotides. RefSeq names its product plant UBX domain-containing protein 10. The record is from RefSeq and is marked provisional. Gene Ontology annotation, cellular component: endoplasmic reticulum. Gene Ontology annotation, molecular function: ubiquitin binding. NCBI's taxonomy places the organism in Eukaryota, Viridiplantae, Streptophyta, Magnoliopsida, Solanales, Solanaceae.